Molecule: messenger RNA, 947 nt
Organism: Megalops cyprinoides (Indo-Pacific tarpon)
Lineage: Eukaryota; Metazoa; Chordata; Actinopteri; Elopiformes; Megalopidae
Gene: swsap1
Product: SWIM-type zinc finger 7 associated protein 1
Exons: 2
Coding region: 120-947 (275 amino acids)
Biological process (GO): double-strand break repair via homologous recombination
Cellular component (GO): Shu complex
Molecular function (GO): single-stranded DNA binding
Source: RefSeq, a predicted model, not a curated record
GUUACCCUUUGGUUGCUACAAUUUAGGUAGCCCACUGGCUAAGUAAAUUAACACAGCUCGAACUGGGAUUAAGAUCUAUAUAAACCGUAUUGACAGUUAUUGUGAGCUAAUAAGAAGCUAUGGCAGAUAUUUUAGCACUAGUUUUGACGUGUAAUUGUGCACAACCUCGGGAUAAUAACAACCGCAAGUUAACCCCUAUUUCACCUCGGAAUGCACUGCCAUGUAUGAUUGUGGGAGAGAGCUGUAACAUCAAAACAUCGCUGCUGUUCUUGACUGCGGUUACAGCUGCCUCAGACUUAGGGGUCAGAGUAGUGUUUUUCACCCCGACACCCUUCCAGAGUCUCCCCGGGUUGCUUCAGGACUCCCUGGCCUGCCUGAACCCCGAGAGUCUUAAGAAGAUAACGUUCAUGUACUCCAGGUCGCAGGAGGAGCUGCUGCAGAAUGUGGCAUAUCUGCAUGAGUCGGUUCGUCAGGCAGCUGUGCUGCCUGCCCUGCUCAUUGUGGACAGGCUUGAUCGCUACCUCGGGUUGCAGAGGGAGGAGCAAGCAGCCGCCGCCGUGCACCUCUCAGCCCUGCUGAUUGACACAGCCUCUUUCCUGACACGCAACUCAGAAGAGCCAUGCCGGGUCAUCGUCUCCUUUGAUGUGGAGCAGCAAGGACAGGCGCCCCGGGAGCUGGCGGCACCCGACCCCAUUCUCUCCAUACUCAACCGCUAUUUCUCCGUGCACUGCACCUUGGACCGGGACAGACGUUCUGGUGUGCCCAGUCCCCCUGGAGAACCAGGUGAUGCUUGGCAGAUUUACUUCUCUGGUGCUGGGAACACUGUGGCCCACGGUGGCAGUAAUCAAGGAGAUCAGAUUCUUGGACGCCAGUGGCAAUUGGCUAUUUGCCCAAAUGGGACAAUGGAGUUCUUGCCCACCUCCAUGGAGAGUUGUGUGAAUGAAUAA